Molecule: messenger RNA, 3305 nt
Organism: Vitrella brassicaformis
Lineage: Eukaryota; Vitrellaceae
Source: the annotation of a GenBank genome assembly
GGAGAGCCUUUCAGGAUGUCUGUGCAGUGCAUGAACCGAGUGAUCUCGUCCCUCCGCCCCGGCAUCUUCCCAUCUGUAGCCCCCUCAUGCGCGAUGGCAUCUCUGGCGUCUGCUCAGUCGGCGGCAGCCAGCCCGCUGGCGGCCCUCACCAAACCCCACCUGAAACGUACGCAGGCUGACAGGCAGACCGACACACGGGGAAAGAAGCAGCUGGGAUGACAUGGGGAGGCCUCAUACGGAUGGAUGGAUGGAUAUCAAUGGUGUGUGUGCUGUCUGUGUGUGUGUUUGUCUGUGCUGCACUCAGUGUACACGAAGACCUACCGGCUGCUGAGUCGGCUGACACGCUGGUUCGAUGAGCAGAGCGCCUACAAGGCCUUCCUCAGUGAGACCUACAGAUACGACCGCGGUCAGCCACAGAUCAUGGGAUGGGCACGGCACACACGAAGCUUGCGUGUUGUGUGUGUGCGAGAGAGAGAUAGAUCGGGGGUCGGGGGUUUGUUGCUUUGGUUGCAGAGUCGAGCAGCGCGUUGUACAAUGCCUUGCUUCAGGAGUACUUGAACAACGCGCACUUCUACCUGCCCAGCCCCUUCAGCAAGGAGCCGUCGCUCACGAGAUUCCUCCAGAGGAAACUCAGGAAACACUCCGACCCAAAUGUCAGUGAGUGAGUCAGGAGGGGCACCUUGCCCCCCCACACAUGGGCGAUGCAAUGCUUGAGUGGGUGCCUUGCUGUGUGGCGUGCAGACUAUACUCGAGCUGCUGGACGCGGCUUUCUGUGCAAUAAGGCACCUCAGCAGGGUGAGUGAGUGAGUAGCCGACCCUUUAUCGACCACCUAGAGAUGCAUGCAGGCAGGACGCCCCCUUCCACCCUCCCUCCCUCCGUCUCUCCGUGUGUGUGUGUGUGUGGUUCAGGUGAGGUCGAGCUGCAUGGACGUGGCUCUCGAGGAGCCUUACGUUUGGGAGAGCGACGAGGAGCGGAAGCGCACCAACAGCGCACUCGUCAUCGACGGCUCGGCCGUGCAAAAGGGUCAGUUAGGGGAGCGGGCAAAGAGAGCCAACAUGGCCAUGUUGGGUACUUGCUUGUUGUCGGUGUCAGGUCUGUUUCUCCUCGCCCACCCUUUGUCGACUGACAUAUGGUCAGCACAUACAUAAGGCAGCAUUAAGACCGACGAACACUGCCGUAGUGUGUGUGUGUAUGUGUGUGUGUGUGUGGCUGGUCUUCAGGAGCCGCAGCGUGAUUCUGAUCCAUAACCGGCACACCAACGGCAGCGUCGAAGGCACGCAACCACACAUACACAACACACUCAGGUUUCGUGUAUGUGUGUAUGUGCGUAUGUGUGUGUGUGUGGCCGCAUUGUGCAGGUGUGAUACUGAAUCGUCGCCCUGGUUCGUCCCGUUCGAUUCGCCGCCAUGUGAGUCAGCACUACAAGGACUUCUUCACUCACAAUGAAGUGAGUGAGUCAGUGAGGAAUCCAGACAGACAGACACCAUACCACCCACACAACCAACACAACCAACACGAUCGACACAGCACACUGACCGGCCCCUUUCCUCUGUGUCAGCGGCACCAGCAGUACUGGUCCCCCCCACCCUCCACCGCCCAGCCAUCCGGCCAGUCGUACAAUCGGCGAGAUUUCUGGUUCGGCGGCCCUGUGGCCGAGAAAGUGCUGUUCCACGACUGCAGACCACUGGGAGAGGAGGUCAGCUGCUUAUGGGGGGAAAGGGGAAAGAAAGGUCAGUCUGUCUCUCUCUGUCGUUGCUUGGCGGUCCGUGCGUGUGUGUGCAGGAGGUGAUUGCCAGUGUGAUGUAUCGCGGCUACAAGCGGCCCUCUGGCGGUGUGGCCAGUGGCGCCAUGCAGAGGCAGCAGCACCAGCCCCCCGCUGCGCAGAACCCCACCACAGCAACACUCGGGCAACACAGGCAAGCCACACCCACUCGCACAGACCCACACACCACCGACCACCGACAAACGAUAAUUGCAUCUUAUGUGCGUGCACUCGAUUUACUGCACUAACUGCAGCAGCCUCUCAACGGCAGCAGCCUACUCGUUCAAGCCCAUAUCGCCCAUUUCCCCCUCCCCCCACCACGUGUCCGUCAUUCACCCCCCCACACACACCACCGCCCAGACGGCCACUGAGUUCCACCAGCCGAUGCCGCAUCGUCCAGCUGGUGGCUCCAUGGCCGGGGUGCAUGAGCAGCCGACUGCGGCAGCCAGCGAGACGGCGGCAGCCAGUGAGAGUCCGGUGGCUAGCAGCGGCAACCGGCCCAAGUUGAAGCCGACACGGGUACUCACCUCGCCCACACAAAUUGAGAGGCAUGUGUGUGUGUGUGUGGGGGUGUGUGUUUGUGUGCGUUUGUGCAGCAAAAGAAGAUGAUCGGCAUUGCGGGGUGGGACCCCGGGCAGCUGGAGCAAGAGCUAGAGUGAGUGAGCUGCAUUGCAUCCACACCCACACCCACGCCCACGCCCACACGACCGACGUGACGUCCACAGUGGAAUGUCUGUCUGUGUUGCUGCUGCUUGCCUUGCCUUGUCUUGCCUUACCUUGCCACACACACACUAAUCAAAUCCAAUCAACACACAGGUGGGGCUACUGGCUUCCACUCCAGUGCAGAGGUGAGCUGAGGUGGGCGAGCAAUACGAGGGAUGACGGCGCACCAAACACCAGUGCAGUGAGUGUGUGUCGUGAAUGUCAGAUGCCGACAUAGCGCGGCGCAUUGUGUGGUGUGGGGACCGAGAUGACACCUGGAAAAGGCUACUCAGGUGCCCUCGACACACACAUCCAUGUGGCUGUGUCGAUGGAUGGAUGGAUGGAUGGAUGGAUGGACGUGUGUGUGUGUCAGUUCGCUGUCGCCCUGCUAUGGUGAGAUGAGCCGCCUUAGCACCAAGGCCGUGCAACAAGUCAUAGAGGCAAGUAACACACACACACACACACACAGAGAGAGAGAGAGAGAGCAGCCAUGCAGCAAAGGCAGGCAGCCAGGCAAUAGGAUGGGAGCUCAUCUCCGUCUCUCUCUGUGUGUGUGUGCAUCUGAUGUGUCCGAUAGGGUUUUGAUGACGGCGAUGAUGACUGACUGACCGGACGGGUGGCCACACAGCCGCGUGUGUGUGGUAGUGUGUGUGUGUUUGAUGUGAUUGGCUAGACAACAUAAUCAAUACGUCUUGUGGUUUGCUACUCGAGGGCGCAAAAAUAAAUGGACAGUCAGUGCCUGCGAGCCAGCCAGCCUCUCAUGGUCUGCGUGGACAAUGCUGAGCUUUGGUUUGGUUUGACUGAACCAAUUCCUGACGAACACAUAAACGUCGAUUUGAC